ACAUCUUGUUUUAUUGAAAGGAAAUUUUAUUAAUAUGAUAAUAUGUUAAUUAGUUUCAAUCAUUGUACAUAUUUUAACCAUUCCUAAAUAUAUACACACAACAGUUUUAUUGAUUAGUACAAUACACAAUGUCAGAAGAACAGGACGUUACCGAUUCUCCUAUUAGAGGACCUACCCUCUCUACGUCAACAUCCAGUUUUGAAGCUUUAGAUCCCCAUGAUCCUAAUUUGAGUCAACUAGCGAACACAUUAUUUAGUAAAACUUCGGAGUACCUAUAUGGAGAAUUGACUUCAACAUUAGACGACUAUAGACUUUUAGAAAAUAUGAAUCGAUCUGUUAUAACAAAAUAUUCUGACAUGAAAAAUCUCACCCUUAAUGUUAAAAAGAGUAUGAGCGAACUCAAUGAAAAAUAUGCUAGUUUAAUUCCAUUAUUGCAACAAAUAGAUCAAAUUGAGGCUAGUGUAAUAAAAUUAGAGCAAGCAGCAUAUAAAUUGGACGCUUAUGGAAAGAGGUUGGAGAGCAAAUUUAAAAAUUUAGAAAAAAGAUGAUUUAUUAUUGUACAUACUUUGUUAGUGUAAUAAAAUAUACCUACUAUUAAAAUAAAAACUAUAAAUAAU
Molecule: messenger RNA, 617 nt
Organism: Phyllotreta striolata
Lineage: Eukaryota; Metazoa; Arthropoda; Insecta; Coleoptera; Chrysomelidae
Source: the annotation of a GenBank genome assembly